Cynoglossus semilaevis (tongue sole) is the source of this 4552-nucleotide messenger RNA. RefSeq names its product ankyrin repeat domain 28b (gene ankrd28b). Gene Ontology annotation, molecular function: protein binding. Bases 225 to 3356 code for a protein of 1043 amino acids. Lineage: Eukaryota; Metazoa; Chordata; Actinopteri; Pleuronectiformes; Cynoglossidae. The transcript is spliced from 28 exons. The record is from RefSeq and is a predicted model, not a curated record.
ACAUGUCUCUUUGGAGGAUGAAAUAUGGUGGCGGCAAUGUUAUGGAGUUUCCGCUACUCUUUCGCUUUCAUGCCAUAGGUUAUUCGGCUAGCAGAAGUGCUAAGUUAGCUCUGUGCUAGGCCGCCAGCAGCAGAGCUGCCGAGGUCAAACUACACUUCUUUUGGGAAGAAAGCGAAUAAAACCCCUGUAUGCAUCUGAAUGAAAGUAAUUAAAAUCUCAGAAAUAUGGUGGUUCUCAAAAUUCGAGACCAGCCUCCUCUGCUGAAAGCUAUCUUCAAUGUGGACCCAGAUGAAGUACGCUCACUCAUAUUCAAAAAGGAGGAUGUGAAUGCACAGGACAAUGAGAAGCGAACGACAUUACAUGCUGCUGCCUACCUUGGUGACGCAGAAAUAAUAGAACUGCUGAUUCUUUCAGGUGGCAGAGUAAAUGCCAAAGAUAACAAGUGGCUUACACCUCUGCAUCGGGCUGUGGCCUCCUGCAGUGAGGAAGCUGUCCAGGUUUUGCUGAAACACUCUGCAGAUGUAAACGCCCGCGAUAAGAACUGGCAGACGCCACUGCACAUCGCUGCAGCCAACAAGGCUGUGCGCUGUGCCGAAGCCCUGGUCCCCCAGCUCAGCAAUGUGAAUGUAUCCGAUAGAGCGGGUCGUACUGCGCUGCACCAUGCUGCGUUCAGUGGUCAUGUGGAGAUGGUGAGACUCUUGCUCUCCAGAGGUGCAAACAUAAAUGCCUUUGACAAGAAGGACCGCCGUGCGAUCCACUGGGCAGCCUACAUGGGACACAUAGAAGUGGUGAAGCUGCUGGCCUCACAUGGAGCCGAGGUGGCCUGCAAAGAUAAGAAAUCCUACACACCCCUACACGCUGCAGCCUCCAGUGGAAUGAUUAGUGUUGUCAAAUACCUCCUGGACCUGGGGGUGGAUAUUAAUGAGCCUAAUGCAUACGGGAACACACCCCUCCACGUGGCCUGCUACAAUGGACAGGACGUGGUGGUUAACGAGCUCAUCGAGUGUGGAGCAAAUGUCAACCAGGUGAAUGAGAAGGGCUUUGCACCUCUUCAUUUCACAGCCGCCUCUCGUCAAGGUGCGCUCUGUCUUGAACUGCUGGUUUGCAACGGAGCUGACGUCAACAUUAAGAGUAAAGAUGGUAAGACUCCUCUCCACAUGACGGCCAUCCACGGGAGGUUUUGUCGUUCUCAGGCAAUAAUUGAAAAUGGUGCUGAGAUUGACUGUGAAGACAAAAACGGCAACACACCGCUGCACAUUGCGGCCCGAUAUGGACACGAGCUCCUCAUCAACACGCUAAUCACCAACAGAGCUGACACAGCGAAACGAGGCAUACACGGUAUGUUUCCACUGCAUUUGGCUGCUCUCAGUGGAUUCUCUGACUGCUGCCGAAAACUCCUCUCAUCAGGCUUUGAUAUUGACACUCCUGAUGACUUUGGAAGGACCUGUUUACAUGCUGCAGCUGCUGGAGGAAACCUGGAAUGUCUCAAUCUUCUUCUCAACACGGGUGCAGACUUCAACAGAAAGGACAGUUUUGGCAGGACCCCUCUGCACUAUGCUGCCGCCAACUGUAACCACCAGUGCCUGUUUGCUUUGGUGGGCUCCGGGGCCAGCGUCAAUGACUUGGACGAACGCGGCUGCACUCCACUACACUAUGCUGCUGCCUCCGACACAGACGGAAAGUGCCUGGAAUAUUUACUACGAAAUGAUGCAAAUCCAGGGAUCCGUGACAAUCAAGGCUACAACGCUGUGCACUACGCCUCAGCAUAUGGACAUCGCCUAUGUUUGGAACUGAUUGCAAGUGAAACGCCUCUAGAUGUGCUCAUGGAAACCUCAGGGACAGACAUCCUAAAUGAUGCUGACGUCAGACCUCCUGUCAGCCCGCUGCACCUUGCUGCGUACCACGGUCACCACCAAGCGAUGGAGGUUCUGGUUCAGUCUCUGUUGGAUCUUGAUGUGAGAAACAGUCAAGGCCGCACCCCAUUAGACCUGGCUGCCUUCAAGGGUCAUGUGGAGUGUGUGGACGUUCUGAUCAACCAAGGAGCCUCUAUUCUAGUCAAAGAUUUCACGCUAAAGCGAACACCAAUCCACGCAGCAGCUACAAAUGGUCACUCAGAGUGUUUGCGUUUGCUGAUUGGAAAUGCUGACCUUUUAAGUGCAGUAGAUGUUCAGGAUGGAAACGGACAAACCCCCCUGAUGCUGUCUGUCCUGAGUGGACACACUGACUGUGUGUAUUCUCUCUUGAGUAAAGGAGCUAAUGUAGAAGCCAAAGACAAGUGGGGGAGGACGGCACUGCAUAGAGGAUCGGUGACCGGUCAUUCAGAAUGUGUAGAAGCUUUACUGCAGCACCGAGCCAACAUUCUGACCCGUGACUGUAAAGGGCGAACACCAGUCCACCUGGCAGCAGCAUGUGGACACACAGGCGUACUGGGAGGGCUACUGCAUGCUGCCCAGUCUGUGGAAACGCUCCCGGUACUAACAGACAACCAAGGCUACACCCCACUCCACUGGGCCUGCUACAACGGUCAUGAUACAUGUGUGGAGGCUUUGUUAGAACAAGAAAUCUUUCACAAGGCUGAGGGCAACUCCUUCAGCCCCCUCCACUGUGCUGUGAUCCAUGACAAUGAAAGUGCAGCAGAGAUGUUGAUCGACACUCUGGGCUCUGCUAUUGUCAAUGCCAAAGACAGUAAAAACAGGACACCUCUUCAUGCAGCAGCCUUCACUGAUCAGGUGGAGUGUCUCCAGCUGCUGCUGAGCCACAAUAGUCAGGUCAACAGUGUUGACGUCACUGGGAAGACCUCUCUAAUGAUGGCAGCGGAGAAUGGCCAGACCAAUGCUGUUGAGCUGCUAGUUAGCAGUGCAAAAGCUGAUCUAACUCUACAGGAUGCUGUGAAGAACACUGCACUUCAUUUGGCCUGCAGUAAGGGUCAUGAAACCAGUGCCUUGUUGAUAUUGGAAAAGAUUACAGACAGAAACCUCAUUAACGCCACUAAUGCUGCCUUACAGACGCCUCUUCAUGUGGCUGCAAGAAAUGGGCUGACUGUGGUGGUGCAGGAGCUGCUGGCAAAGGGAGCCAGUGUACUGGCAGUGGAUGAAAAUGGUUACACACCAGCCUUGGCUUGUGCUCCCAACAAAGAUGUGGCUGACUGCCUUGCCCUCAUUCUGGCCACCAUGAUGCCCGUGUCCCCCUGCACCCCGGCACCUUCCCUCCCUUUCAGUGCCAUUAACCACUACACCACCAGCCCCCCGGUGCUGCGUGGUGAGCACACUACAUACUGCAGCUUCAACAACAUCAGCCACCACGAAGGCUUCUACAGGGACGAAGAGCUGAACGAUUCUGAUUCAGAGACAUACUGAUGGACAGCAGGAAGAAAUAAAAACACACACUGUGUCUUAGAAAUCACCCACCGCCAGCUUGGGAGGGCAGAAGACGAGGAGAGCACACACAGGAGCCUUACGAGUCUCAGAGUUGAGAGCAAAAAAGUGUGGAGGCGCAGCAGGCUGACCCAGACUCAUCCUGACCCUGACCCAGUGCCGGGUGUCCUUCCAGCCGAUACGGGACCUCAGUAUCCAUUGCUCUACUGACACUGAGUUCUUGAGUGCUUAAACCUAUGCUUUUUGUGCGGACGGCAAACUUUGUAUGGCAAUAACAUGCUGAGGAGAAGUGGUAGCACUUCAGCGAGCUAAACUGAUAGGGACCAAAAGACACAGAAGCAUUUUAACUCUGUUUUAACUGUAAAUGAGGUUAAGAAUGUUUUGAAUCUGGUUGUUUGGGGUGCGGGACAAAUAAGUUUUAAAUUUUUUUUGUUGCUGUUUUUGGAAAAAGUUAUAAACAUUUACAUUUGUCAGAUCACUUCAAAUCUGUAAGUUGUACAGAGCAAAAGUCAUUUAUUUUUCGAGUGCAAAAUUUUAAUAUACACAUUUUCACGUCUUAAACUCUAUCCUUGAGAAAAACUGAUUCUUCUCACUGAAGUAAAUUAAGGAAAGGUUUUUUGUGCAACAGAUUUAAGUUGAUCAUCCUUAUCUUUGUAUAUUGACCUGUCUAUUACGGUUUAGUCUUUCGAGAAUAAAUUAUUUGUGUACUUUCAGUUCCUCUUUAUGUGUUUAUUUGGUGCCUUCAGUUACUGAGCAAAAAGGUAUUUUUGCUAAUGCAGCUGUGGCAGUACAGUGAUGCAGACUCUCGGUUAGUUAUGAAAAAAUGUUAAAAGCUUUGAUCCAAAUUUUAAGGCUUAGCUUUGUAAGAAACACUGUAAACCAAUGAUGUGACAGCCUUUGAUGAUCUUUAGUUUUGAUUGUGUUUGUUGACAGAUUUGGUUUGAGCUUUGAAAAAUCAAACCACUAGCUCUACCCUUCAAAAUCCGCUUUCUGUUAAAAAUCCUUCAUCAAAAAGAGAAAAGAAAAUGGCUAGCUUAAUUGAAAUUAUUUUCCUUGCUUUUCCUUGGAAUUUAACUUGUAUAUGGAAAUGUAACUGUGAAUUUAAGGCUCCAGUGAACUAUUUGAUUACUGAGAUGACUGUAUAUUUUCUGAGGAAUAAAGAAUUGCGUUGCUUGAUA